Racocetra persica is the source of this 603-nucleotide messenger RNA. NCBI's taxonomy places the organism in Eukaryota, Fungi, Glomeromycota, Glomeromycetes, Diversisporales, Gigasporaceae. The record is from the annotation of a GenBank genome assembly.
AUGCCAAAAACCAACCCGGGAUAUUAUGCUAUACGAAAAGGACGUAAACCAGGAAUUUAUUUAACUUGGGAUGAAUGUGAAGCACAAGUUAAUGAAUUUCGUAAUGCUAUGUAUAAAAAAUUCUCUAUUCGUAUCGAAGCUCAAAAAUUUAUUGAAGGAAAAUGUGAAGUUUCUGUAAUUUUAAAUGAUAGUAUUGGAGUAUUUUGGAAAGAUAAUGACCCUAAUAAUUUAAGCAAAAGAUUACCAGGUUCGGAACAGACUAACAAUCGCGUGGAAAUCUAUGCUGCGAUUAGAGCUCUCAAAGUUUGUGAAAAUAAAAUAAAACCUUUGAAAAUAAUGACAGAUAGUAAAUAUGUAAUCAAUAUAAUUGAAGAUUGGGUCAAAAAAUGGGAAAAAAAUGGAUAUAUGAGUUAUAAAAAUACACCAGUCAAAAAUCAAGAUUUAAUCAAAAGGUUAAAAAAACUUAUUGACAAUAAAAUAGAUACAGUUCGAUUGAUUCAUGUUAGAGGUCAUUUGGGAAAUUAUGGUAAUGAACAAGCUGAUAGAUUAGCUAAACUUGGUUCAUUACAAGAAGCAAUUGAAAAAAAUCCUAUUUUUAUUUAA